Drosophila subpulchrella is the source of this 1860-nucleotide messenger RNA. RefSeq names its product RNA-binding protein 1 (gene Rbp1-like). Gene Ontology annotation, biological process: mRNA splicing, via spliceosome. The transcript has 2 exons. The record is from RefSeq and is a predicted model, not a curated record. Gene Ontology annotation, cellular component: nuclear speck. Lineage: Eukaryota; Metazoa; Arthropoda; Insecta; Diptera; Drosophilidae. Bases 167 to 898 code for a protein of 243 amino acids. Gene Ontology annotation, molecular function: RNA binding.
CCCACAAACAUUUUUUCUCGUCCUGCUUUUGGGUGUGUUUGCUGCGCAAAAAGCGUUAAAAUACGAUUAAAACCAGCAGGAAAACCCUGAAAAAGGAGGAAAAUCCACAGAGAAGGCCAGUGGGCAGGAAUUUACAUAUUAGGAGGACCCAACACACACACACACAAUGCCACGCUACCGGGAAUGGGACUUGGCCUGCAAGGUGUACGUGGGCAACCUGGGCUCCUCGGCCUCCAAAUACGAGAUUGAGAACGCAUUCAGCAAAUACGGACCCUUGCGCAACGUCUGGGUGGCCCGCAAUCCGCCCGGCUUUGCCUUCGUCGAGUUCGAGGAUCGUCGCGAUGCAGAGGAUGCAACCCGCGGCCUGGACGGCACCCGUUGCUGUGGCACCCGCAUCCGCGUUGAGAUGUCCUCGGGGCGAUCGCGUGAAGGUCGUGGCGGGGGCGGCGGCGGCGGCGGAGGCGGUACUCGGGCUGGCGAGGGGCGUGGCGGCGGCGGAGGCGGCUCUGGAGGCGGUACAAGGGCUGGCGAUGGCGGCGGUCGCUAUAGGAUAAAGUCUUCUUCUUCUACUACAACAAGCACAACAAGAACUACUACAACAACAACAUCAAUAAAAAUAAUAAUAAUAAUUCAAAGAACAACAAAAAAAAGAACAGCAACAGCUACUACUACUAGAACUUCUACUACUCCUCUUCCUUCAACAAGAACAACAACAACAACAAUAAGAACAACAACAGCUACUACAAGAACAACAACAACUAGUACAACAGCAGAUCCUGCUCCUCCUAUUACACACAUUUCACCAACAACAACAGCCACCACCACCACCACACCACCAUGCAAUAAUUUGUUGUGCGGCCCUAGUCUGAAAUUCAACAAAUUCGAUAUAUUCCGCUGACCACAGAACCGAGAACCAGAACAAAAACCGAACGACUGCAACACUACACCCCCUCCACCACCUGUUCAGCUUCAGCUCGACCCAGGCCAAAGAAUAGACAAAAAGAAUCAUCAGCAACGUCUCCGGCUCCGCAGCUAUAAGAACUAUGCACCCAAAACCAGUCCAAGCACCCGCACAGCCACCUAACAACAUCCCACUACAGGGCAAACGAUCAUUUCAUAUUGCAUUUAUUAAUAACUUAGUGCGAGGGAACUUAUGGUUUUCUUUUUCGAAUGAAUAGAAGGCUCACUUUUUUUUUUUAAUUAUAUGAAUUAUGCUGAAAAGAAUUCUGAAUCAAAUCUUUUAGUGCGGUUAUUGCAUAGAAAUUUUAUCAUUGAACUUCAAAUAUUAUAGCCUGAUUUUAUUAGACGAAAACUGAUUUUAAAUGUAAAAGGCAAUUUAGCAGAAAGGGUAUUUAUUUAUUUAUUUAUUUAUUUAUAUAAAGCUAGCUUACAUUUAAAACUAUAGGCUAACUAAAUUAAGAGAUCUAGCAGCUAAGGCCUUCAGCUCAUCUGAGGUGUGUAAUAACUUGUAACUUGUGUAACUUAAUUUGGGCUUUUUCAAGAAAUGUGAUGAUUUUCAUAACGUUGUCGGGGGUUGGGUUUGAGAUGGUGUUGAUGGGGUUAAGUGAGCAGGAAUGGUAUACUUUCUAGUCUAAAAUGUAUUUAUUAUCAAAGAUUUUUCCUCUAAUUUAAACUACCCAUUUUCAAAAAGUUUGGUUAACAAGCGAGAUCGUAUGCCCCAUAGUGCCAACAAUACCACAUCAUUUCUAGUCUGUUAGUUGACAGCAUCUUCAGACUACACCACAAACGAAAACACUCUGCCAUUAACCACACUAAUCACCAAGAACCACGGCGAACCGGGCGGCAUCGGCGGCAACAGUGCAACUCCAUCAAGAAUUUAACUCCAAUAUGUAUCUAUGC